Messenger RNA from Gossypium arboreum, 2101 nucleotides. RefSeq names its product DEAD-box ATP-dependent RNA helicase 51-like. The record is from RefSeq and is a predicted model, not a curated record. Gene Ontology annotation, cellular component: nucleolus. Gene Ontology annotation, biological process: maturation of LSU-rRNA from tricistronic rRNA transcript (SSU-rRNA, 5.8S rRNA, LSU-rRNA). The transcript has 12 exons. Gene Ontology annotation, molecular function: ATP binding; nucleic acid binding; RNA helicase activity. Bases 23 to 1876 code for a protein of 617 amino acids. NCBI's taxonomy places the organism in Eukaryota, Viridiplantae, Streptophyta, Magnoliopsida, Malvales, Malvaceae.
AAUUGAUUAAAAUUUGUAAAAUAUGUCAAGACAAUGGAGGGAGUAUAUAAGUAUUAAGAUUCAGGAAAACAGGGCAAACCCUAGGUUCUACAAGCUAGAACCUGAAAAUUAUUAUUGGCUAGUUUUUAGCUUUGGUUCAUCAGCAAUGGCGGUUGUGCAAGAGAAAAUCUCAAAGUCUCCCUCUUUAGAAGAUAGUAAGAAGAAAAGGAAGCGAAAGCGAAACAGAGAAGUUGAAAUCAAGGACAAAAAGAAUAAUAAUAAGAAAAACAAGAAGUUGAGGAGUGAAGAAGAUGACGAACAAGAGGAAAGGGGAAACAAUGAAGAAGAAGAAGAGGAACAAGAAGGAAAGAAGGAAGAGAUAAAGGAGAAAAUGAAUAUUGGGGGAAGUGGGAUAAUGAGCACUGAGUCAUUUGAGUCUUUGGGAUUGUCUGAACCUACUUUUAAAGCUAUUAAAGAAAUGGGUUUUCAGUUUAUGACCCAGAUUCAAGCUAGAGCAAUUCCUCCACUUAUGGUUGGCAAAAAUGUUCUUGGGGCUGCAAGGACAGGUUCUGGGAAAACCCUUGCCUUCUUGGUACCUGCUAUUGAAUUGUUAUAUAAUGUCCGAUUCACUCCUCGCAAUGGAACAGAUGUUAUUGUCAUUUGUCCCACAAGGGAGCUUGCAAUUCAGACUCAUGCAGUAGCAAAGGAUCUUCUCAAAUACCACUCUCAGACCCUUGGAUUGGUUAUUGGCGGUUCAGCCAGAAGAGGAGAAGCAGAGCGGAUUGUGAGGGGAGUAAAUUUGUUAGUGGCUACUCCUGGUCGGCUACUUGACCAUCUUCAAAAUACAAAAAGAUUCAUUCAUAAAAAUUUGAAGUGUCUCAUGAUUGAUGAAGCUGACAGGAUAUUGGAAGCGAAUUUUGAGGAAGAAAUGAAGCAAAUUAUCAAGUAUCUUCCCAAGCAAAACAGGCAAACAGCUCUUUUUUCAGCUACCCAGACUAAAAAGGUUGAGGACCUUGCCCGCUUGUCAUUUCAGACAAUUCCUAUUUAUAUUGAUGUAGAUGAUGGGAGAAAGAAGGUCACCAAUGAAGGCCUGCAGCAAGGCUACUGUGUUGUGCAUAGUUCCAAGAGAUUUAUCCUUUUGUAUUCGUUUUUGAAGAGGAACAUGUCCAAGAAAGUGAUGGUCUUUUUCUCUUCAUGCAACUCAGUCAAGUUUCAUGCUGAACUUCUUAGAUAUAUUCAUGUGGAUUGUCUUGAUAUCCAUGGAAAGCAGAAACAGCAAAAGCGAACCGCUACCUUCUUUGACUUCUGCAAAGCAGAAAAGGGCAUUUUGCUUUGCACUGAUGUUGCUGCUCGGGGACUUGAUAUACCUGCUGUGGAUUGGAUUCUGCAGUAUGAUCCUCCGGAUGAACCAAAGGAAUAUAUCCAUAGGGUUGGUCGAACUGCCCGUGGGGAAGGUGCAAAAGGAAAUGCUCUUCUGUUCCUGAUCCCAGAGGAACUGCAAUUUCUUCGCUAUCUAAAGACAGCAAAAGUUCCUGUAAAGGAAUACGAGUUUGAUGAGAAGAAACUAGCAAAUGUGCAGUCUCAUCUGGAGAAGUUGGUAGCAAACAACUAUUAUCUAAACAAGUCAGCUAAAGAUGCAUAUCGAUCCUAUAUUUUAGCGUACAAUUCACACUCAAUGAAAGAUAACUUUAAUGUGCAUCGGCUUGAUCUGCAGGCGGUUGCUGUUUCCUUCUGCUUUUCAUGCCCUCCAAAAGUUAAUCUGAACAUAGACAGCAAUGCAUCAAAAUCUAGAAAGAAAAUGCGCAAAGUUGAAGGAACCAGAAACAAUUUCAGUGAAAGCAACCCUUAUGGAAGGCAGGGAAGUGAAGCUGAAACACGGCAAUUUGUGAGGUAUUAACUAAAGUAUCAUAUUGAGAGGCCAUUUUUAAGGUAUUAGCAGAAGCAGUAGUGGUGAAUAGACACCACUUGAGUCUGCAACAAUUUUGCAUUUGUACCAAUUUUUAUAUUGAAAAUGAGUGUUUAAUAUAGCUUUAUUAGGUAAUCACUAGUCUUAUAAGUUGAAACAUGAAUACAAAUUCUUGGUUUUGAAAUGAAUCAAUAUUUAGUUGAAAUUUUAUGUAAA